Molecule: messenger RNA, 1896 nt
Organism: Cryphonectria parasitica EP155
Lineage: Eukaryota; Fungi; Ascomycota; Sordariomycetes; Diaporthales; Cryphonectriaceae
Product: HET-domain-containing protein
Exons: 1
Coding region: 1-1896 (631 amino acids)
Source: RefSeq, a predicted model, not a curated record
AUGCUACAUAUUUUCGAUGGAGAAAAAGCCAGGCAUGCCGAGUACAGAUACGAAAACAGCCCGCUUGAUCAUUACGAAAUACGCUGUUUGGUUCUGGCUCCUGGGACUGACACGACAAACGAAGCUCUGGCGUGCACCCUUCAAACAGUAAACUUAACGCACAAGCCCAAAUUUGAAGCAAUUUCCUAUACCUGGGGAGGCUCGGAGAAGCCUGACACGAUCAUGUGCAAUGGACAACCACUCCGCAUCACCAGUAAUCUCCGCGCGGCGCUGUUACAGGUCCAGCACCCCGACAGAGAACGCGUCUUAUGGGCAGAUGCGAUAUGCAUCAACCAGGCUGAUAAGCAGGAGAAAUCACGCCAGGUGCGUUUGAUGAAGGAAAUUUACACUCAAGCUACACGUGUACUGGUCUGUCUCGGCCCUCAAGGAGACGAUCACGCCAUACGCGCAGCCGCUCUGCUGGCGGACGUGAACCAAUUGUAUUUCACAACCUUGAACAGCAUCACUGUAAAACGCUGGGAUUCGUUUCCGUUUCCGGCACAAGACGAACCCCUUCUUUCGGACACCAGGUGGUCAUCUCUCUGGGAGCUCUUUGACCAGCCUUGGUUCAAAAGGGGAUGGGUUGUGGAGGAGGCUGGACUUGCAGCCGAGGUGUGGGUUCUCUGGGGUGGCGCCUCCAUUGACUGGCUCCAUAUCCUACGAACGGUACGAUGGGUUGCUUCGAGAGCAUCGACACUCGAGGACGUAUACAACAUAUACGUCCCUUACAUGCACCUAGAUAUCUUCGACCAUCGGCACCGCCAAGAAGUAAAGUUAUUCUUUCAGCGGACUCGAUUUUAUUCACAGAGCUUUCUCGGCAUUCUUGAAUACGGAAGAGAAUUGGGCUUCUAUGAUAAGCGCGACCACAUCUACGGAUUCCUCGGGCUUCCAGCAGCCAAGAAUAUUCGGGGCGACUUGACCAUUGACUACAAUAAACCAUAUCUCGAAGUAUAUCGAGACUUUGCUGUAUCGUAUCUCGAGAAGACUCAGCACCUUGACCUCCUGCAUUACGUCGAGCACGAUAUAACGACACUGCGCGACGAUUUCCCCUCAUGGAUUCCACAAUGGCAAAUUGAUCCGUACCGGAAGAUCAUCAAGAACGACAGUCAUGAUACCAGGAGCUUCAUUUCGCGCUCUUCAUCAGCACCUAUAAAUCGUCCAGUCUUCUCUUUGCUCCCAGGGCAGGUAAAUCUGCUCAAAGUUCGGGGUCUGAUCAUAGAUUCGGUUCAGACUUUGUCUAGCCUACUCACCGAAGACUCUUCCGUCGAUGAUAUAGCAGUUACUUGGAGGGCUUUGCGCGACUCCUCGGAGGGCAUCACCGCGUAUAAGGCUUUCUCUCCUCUCCUAGCCUUCCUUCAUUGUCUCGGACUCGGUUUCGGCCCAUCUGUGUCCGACGAUGCCCAGGUGGCAAACGACGGCGCCUACCUGUGCCAUUUACAAGGGGACAGCUCGGACACUUCGCAAGGUCUGUCUGCAGAUGACCCGAGCCUUGCUUAUUUUGAGGAGGAGGCCCCAGAGGGCAACGCGGAGGUUGUUCAAGGUCAUGUCAAAUAUUACACACAUAACCGCCGUGUCGUCGUUACAAAUCGUGGCUACUACGGGCUUGUGCCGGGUGUUGCACAGGAGGGCGAUCUCUGUUGCAUUAUUUUUGGUACGAAGACACCGUUUAUCAUUCGAAAGGUUGAGAACUCUAUGGGUGGGCAUUACAGGCUGGUUGGAAGCGCUUUCAUUGUGAGCAGCAAAGCCAUCGAUGAUGGAUAUGACUAUCCAUCUAAGUUGGGGUGUGAGGAUGAUAUCGAUGCGUCUGAGGAUUGGCUGGAAUGGGACUUGGAUGAACAAGAUCUUUGGCUCUCUUGA